AAGCUUGCAAUCAGACCCAUGCUCUCUCUACUAGCAAGUAGCAUAGCACACAAGGCAGAUCUGCUGGCACCUGAAAAUAAACCAAUCGGUCAUGCACUUCAUGAUAUUAAAUGGAAAGUAACAUUAGUUCAGAAAGUUUUAGACAUUAGCCUUGGAAUACGUUUGGACACCAAGGAGUGUUUCUGUUUGGGCUGAGGGGAGUGGUGCAGACAACCUGAGCAGGUUUCCAUGGAGCCUGAGCGGGAGCUCUCGGCUCAAGGAGAACAUGGCCUCCAUCUUCUCAGGCACCUGGAGAGGAUGAGAGCAGCCCAGGAACUCACUGAUGUGGUGCUGCUGGCAGAGGGGGUUUCUUUCCAUUGCCACAAGGUGGUGCUGUCUGCAUUCAGCCCUUACUUCCAGGCCAUGUUCACAUGUGGUUUGAGGGAGACCCGAGGUGGAGAAGUGCCUCUUAGGGACACCGCUGCCCAGAGCCUGGAACUUCUGCUAGACUACAUGUACCGUGCUGAACUCCCCCUUUCCAACAGCAAUAUCCAGGCAGUGGCUGCUGCUGCUUUCCUGCUCCACGUAGACGGAGCUUUUAGGUUAUGUCAGAGUCAAAUGGAGGCUCGCAUGGACUCAUCAAACUGUGUUGGUCUGUACCACUGGGCCAGGGAUCUUGGGGCUACUGAUCUUGCAGACUGUGCCAUGAGAUACCUCUGUCAACACUUUGCACAGGUGUCUGAGGAAGAAGAAGUGCUGGAGUUGGAUGCUCAAAGUCUUGGGGAUCUGUUGGGUUCAGAUGACCUCAACGUAUCGCAGGAGGAGGUUGUGCUGGAGCUGGUGCUGCGUUGGGUAGAGAGGCGCAGGGGGGACUCGCAGAGUGAAGCCCAGGCUGUGGAACUACUUAGACGUGUACGUCUGGAACUGGUGGAUCCUGGAUUUCUGAGAAAAGCAAGGAGAAGAAACCCUGUGUUGCUACAAGAUGCAGAAUGCUUUGGGAUGAUUGAUGCUGCUCUUCAGACUUCAGGUCUCCCUGAGACAUCAGCUCCACCUCGCCCACCACUCCGAUAUGGCAUGGAGACUACUGACUUGCUGCUCUGUUUGAGCGGAGUUAAUACAGAGGGUGUGCCUUCUCGGCGUGGAGGCAUUGCUGACCUCAGUUUCUGCUUCUCCCCUCGUGGCAGAAAAGCCUACUACAUCGCCUCUCCACUGAGAGGCAGGGGAGGUAUGGGGCAGAUCACAGCAGGGGCAGUGACCCGAGACAACAGCAUAAUUGUCGCUGUGGAAGCUGAAGAUCAGUGCAGGAUGAAGAGGGUUGAUAUCUACAAGUACAGUAACUCAGAGGAGAACAGCUGGGUAGAGAUUUGUUCUGCACCCUACAGGGACAUGUACGCCUUGGGACUCGUAGGGGAGUCCAUUUAUUUAAUUGGUGGUCAGACAAAAGUGCGCAAUCACUAUGUGAUCACUGACAGCGUGGAAAGAUGGUCACUGAAGAGAGGAGGCAGCUGGCUGAGCUUCGCCCCUCUUCCACUUCCUUUAGCCUGCCACUCUGCUGUGAGCCUGAAGGAGCAUAUUUAUGUGCUCGGGGGCUGGACUCCACAGUUUCAGCCAGAUGAUGAGCCCGACAAGCUGAGUAACAGAUUGUUUCAGUUUGACCCCGGCAAAGACAGGUGGACAGAGUGUGCCAGGAUGAAAUAUUCCAGGUACCGCUGUGGCACGGCCGUCUUCAACGGAGAAAUCUACAUAUUAGGUGGUAUAGGGUGCGAUGGAGAGGACCGUGGACAAUCACGUCGCUGUCUCAGCUCUGUGGAGAUCUAUAAUCCAGAUACAGACACCUGGAGGGCAGGACCAACGCUGCCCACAUCUCUCCUCUCCCUUCGAACCAAUGCCUCAAACACAGCAGCGGUAGAGGGAAAGCUCUACCUCUGUGGAUACUACAAGGGAGCGGGUCGUCACGAGAUCAUCACCAAAGAGAUCUUGGAACUGGACCCUGCAGACAAUGUGUGGACUGUGGUGGAGAAACGAGCAGCCAUGCAUGACAGCUAUGACGUUUGCCUGGUUGCUAAUCUCAAUCCUCGUGACCUCUUCACACCUUAAUGGACCACCUUUUGGAAAAUAAAGAAGACAAAUGUUGUUUAUUUCCUCCAAACUUUUAGCCAAACAUCAUUAGAAAUCAUCCACUUUUUUCCCCUUGACCUUUCAACUUCCUAGCAAUAGUUUAAUAAGAUUAGUGUGUGCUAGUUUGGUUCCACUAAAUGUAUUGUGCUGUUUGUUUCCUGUUUCUCGUAUUCAUGUUCCUUUAAAAAAAAUAGGGAAAUAAAACUUUGCACAAAAACUG
Molecule: messenger RNA, 2317 nt
Organism: Menidia menidia (Atlantic silverside)
Lineage: Eukaryota; Metazoa; Chordata; Actinopteri; Atheriniformes; Atherinopsidae
Source: the annotation of a GenBank genome assembly